Molecule: messenger RNA, 3974 nt
Organism: Prorocentrum cordatum
Lineage: Eukaryota; Dinophyceae; Prorocentrales; Prorocentraceae
Source: the annotation of a GenBank genome assembly
AUUCAUUUCGCCGGGACAGCAUGCUUCAUAUGAUGUUUCCUCUCCGUGCUCUGGCCGUAGCCGUGUUGUUGCGAGCGACUGCCGCCAUCAAGAUCGUGGAGGACGGGGACAGAGACGGGCCCGAGCAGAUUUCGGGGGAGAGCGCGGCCGUGUGGCGCAAGAUCAUGGAGGCCAGCGCCAAUGUAAUGCAGCACCAGCGCCACGCAGAGGAGGCGGCCCAGGCUGCCGCGGAGGCCAGGGCGGUCGACGAUUCGGCGUGGGAUGCAGCAGCGGCAAAGGCCGCAGCAGAUGCCAGGGCCGCAGAGCAGGCGGCGAAGGCGUUCGCGGAUGCCAAGGCUACCGAGAAGGCUGCCGCGGAGGCCACGGCGGCAGAGGAGGCGGCGAAGGCUGCCGCGGAGGCCAAAGCUGCAGACGAGGCCGCCAAUGUUGCUUCAGAGGCCAGUGCAGCGGAACAGGCUGCGAAAGCUGCCGAGGAUGCCAAAGCCGAAGAGGAGGCGGCGAAGGCUGCCACGGAGGCCGAGGCGGCCAAGGAGGCGGCGAGGAAUGCCGCAGCGUCGAAGGCUGUACCGGAUGCCAGGACCGCAGACGACAAGGCGAAGGCUUUGGCGGAGGCCGAGGUUGCCGAGAGGGUUGCCGCGGCGGCCAAGGCGGCAAAGGAGGCGGCUAAGGCCGCCGCAGAGGCUGAGACGGCCAUGGUAGCGGCGAGAAAGGCCGCAGCGGCAAAGGCUGCAGCGGCGGUCAAGGCCGCAGAGGAGGCGGCUGAGGCUCUCGCGGAGGCCGAGGCUGCCGAGGAGGCUGCCGCGGAGGCCACGGCGGCAGAGGAGGCGGCGAAGGCUGCCGCGGAGGCCAAAGUUGCAGACGAGGCCGCCAAUGUUGCUUCAGAGGCCAGUGCAGCGGAACAGGCUGCGAAAGCUGCCGAGGAUGCCAAAGCCGAAGAGGAGGCGGCGAAGGCUGCCACGGAGGCCGAGGCGGCCAAGGAGGCGGCGAGGAAUGCCGCAGCAUCGAAGGCUGUACCGGAUGCCAGGACCGCAGACGACAAGGCGAAGGCUUUGGCGGAGGCCGAGGUUGCCGAGAGGGUUGCCGCGGCGGCCAAGGCGGCAAAGGAGGCGGCGAAGGCCGCCGCAGAGGCUGAGACGGCCAUGGUAGCGGCGAGAAAGGCCGCAGCGGCAAAGGCUGCAGCGGCGGUCAAGGCCGCAGAGGAGGCGGCUGAGGCUCUCGCGGAGGCCGAGGCUGCCGAGGAGGCUGCCGCGAAAGCCACAGCUGCAGAGGAGGCGGCGAAGGCUGCAGCGCCGCCAGCGCCAGCGCCGAUCGUGGAGGACCGCCAUGAUAAGGGGCGGCCACAGCCGUCUCCUCCGCCGACAGCGCCCCCGACAUCGGAGCCGACACCGCAGCCCACACCCGAGCCAACAUUCAAAUUUGAGGCGCCAGGAGUCCCUUGCGCAUGUCACGUGCCAGAAUGCUUCCACAGGUACGACCUCAAUGGGGAUGGUUGCCUUACUCAAAACGAGUGCGACUUGCAGAUGCCCAUCUUGGAAUACUGUUUCAUGGUACCCGCAACCUGCGGGCCAGAGAAGUGGGACUUGGAUGAUGACGCUUGCAUCAACCAGACCGAGUUCGAAAUGGUUUACGUGAUUAACCAAUCAGUCUGUCCGGUGGAUGUCCCCGAGCCGUGCGACGAGUGCCCUCAGGGCAAGUACAUUGUCCCGAACCCCUGCGAGUGCGUCGACUGCAUUGGCGAAACGCGCAGGCGCCGAUCCUUAGAGUGCACUUCCUGCCCGGCUCCCUUCGUGCCCUGCCAGGACCCCGACGCAGACGAUUGUUGCGAUCCUUACAUCCCAGGUGCAUCAAACCUCCCAAACGGAAGCACUACGAUUCCUGUGCAUGUCGCGUAUCAAACAUGUACUGAGUUCUCACUGGGCGACAGUAUCACCAUCUCUGGAAAAUUAUCGAGUGACCCGUCCACAGUUGUCACACAUUCAACAGUCGUCAUUGGGAUCUCUCCUAUUACUGGGGGAUACGAACUCGAUCUUAACGACCCGCUCCCUGGAAACUUUCAAUAUGACACGACAGUUCAGCAGGCCUGCACAUCCACUGACGGGACUCAGGUGAGCGGCGCAUUCUCUCCCUUCGCUGAUGGUUGUUGCUGCGCAUGCGGCACUGAUUGCUGCGAGACCACCGAGGUGUGCACACUUUACCCCAACGGCACCGGUGAGUGCUCCAAUGCUGGCCCGUACCCCGAAUUCUCGACUCCAGCCCCGACCGUCGGGGCCAAGGGCGACCCGCAUUUGGUCAACCUUCAAGGAGAGCACUUCGAUAUCAACCACGAAGGCACGUUCACACUGCUCCGUUUCCCGCAGGCUGUGGAGAAGGCGGCCGAGUUCUCUUUCCAAGCAGUCGUCCAGCCGGACGUGGGGAAGCCGUGCACCACGUACAUCACGCACGUGGAGCUCUCGGGCGCCUGGCUUGGCGAUAAGGCCGUGGAGAUUCGCUGCUACCGCAAGUCGCAUUCGAAUGACACCGACACGUUCCUCGGUGCGCGGCUGCUCGAGGGCAAGGGUGAGUUCCCCUGGCAGACCAUCGAGGAAUUGGAGACGAAGGACCUUGUGCUCUCCGACUCGGAAUCGGACAUCGAGGUUUCGCUAGACAAGGCGACCUGGUUCCCCAAGAAGCGCUCAAAGGCGGGGCCGACUGCGGCUGGUAUGUUCACCCUCUCCCUGCGCCACAAAAAGAGCCCGACUGGCGCCAAGAUCACCAUUCGCCAGGACUUGCCCGAGCAGGAGCACCUCAACGUGGCUGUGCGGCAGCUAUCCCAACUUGGCCGCGUGGAUGUCGGCGGCCUGCUCGGCUUCGACGCACACCCAGAGAGCCUGGAGCGCCCCUCUGCCGCGUGCGUCCAUCACAGGGCCACGGCGCGCUACCGCAUCGAGAGUCAGGACGACGCGGACCACGGCUACUACUUCCGGCCCGCGUGGAAGGACCGUUGGGACAAGGCUCGUACGGGGGGUCGCUCGCGGGACAACGAGGCGGCCGCCAGCUUGAUGGGCAGAUUCGAUGGCAAGAGCGGCCUGGGCCUGGACAACAAGAUGUGCAAGUGCCCGAGUGCUCCACACGGCAGCGCCACUGGCAGCAUCGAAGGAGUACUCGUCGAAGAGGCGAGCUUCAUGUUCGGCAAGGCGUCUUGGGACUAGCUCGCACCUCUGAGCCGCGUCGCUCCGGCAUGGACGUGUGCUGCCGACGGCACCCUACCUCGUCCUAUCUCCUGCCUCCUUCCUCACCCCCCCCCUCCUCUAUCUUGCCAGCCGAUCCCGUCUACCCCGCCACUGACGACAGUGAGCUGGUGAGCAGGUGCUCGCCCGAAGAUCCCCUCGAAUGCAGGUCAGUUCUGCUUGUCUCGCAGCGGCCAAUCCGCAGGGCAUAGAUAUCUUAACAUCCUUUGGGUGAUAAGGAGGUUGUGGGGAGAGUGGCAUCAUCUUUGAUCCUUCUUUUUGGCAACGGCCCAUGCACGCAGCUUCGCCUCGCGCGCACGACACGAACAGGAAACCGAAACACAUUUCUCGAUGAGGGGUCUCCGUUUCGCGUCAAUCUUACCUUCCAUCCGAUACGUGUGUGAUACCUUGUAGGCAUGUCAUCGCGACGUGAACGUGCCGUGUGACCGCGUGUGCUCCGCUCGGUGGCGUGACAGCACGUGCACCUUGUUUAUUUCCCGAAGCUCGGCUGUUCAAUAUCAUCGUGUUUUACGUGUUCGCACCCUGGUCGCACGUUUAUUUUUGGCCAUGUGCUUGGCCGAGGGUAUCUUCGGCAGGAGCAGGAGAAGUGCCAGCGCUGCGGUGAUGAUUCCUGCGGGCUGGCAAAGAUGCGCAGUCUGGUAUAUGUUUGCUUUUGGUGCGGUCGCUUUUGCAAUGGUUGGAUUCCCAGCAGGAGUAUGGUAUAUCGCGUCCCGCUGCACUGACAAAGUGCGUAGGAUGAGCAGGAGG